Molecule: messenger RNA, 761 nt
Organism: Salvia splendens (bonfire salvia)
Lineage: Eukaryota; Viridiplantae; Streptophyta; Magnoliopsida; Lamiales; Lamiaceae
Product: putative RING-H2 finger protein ATL21A
Exons: 1
Coding region: 81-695 (204 amino acids)
Molecular function (GO): polysaccharide binding
Source: RefSeq, a predicted model, not a curated record
UACUUUAUUAGCAACCUACACAUACAUGAAUUCUCUCUUUAAAAACCCCAAACAAAUGACAGAUCCAACUUCUUUGACUAAUGGAACUUGUCAUAAAACUCACCCUCUUCAUCACUUUCAUCCUCUCCUCCCACAAAAUCCAAGCUCAAAAAAACCAUUGCCCACCACAAUACUGUGGAACCAACCCCUUACCUAUCCAAUUCCCCUUCACACUGCAGGGACAUCAGCAGCCUCAAAACUGCGGCGGCUACCCCGGCUUCUCCCUCACUUGCUCCGGCGAUAUUGGAGGGAGAGGAGCCCCUCUCUUGACCCUCCCAUAUUCCAGAAACUUCUCCGUCCGCUACAUAAGCUACCUCAUUCAAGAGAUCCAACUCUACGACGCGGACGGCUGCCUCCCGCGGAAGCUCAUGGCCCUCAACCUGACCUCCUCGCCCUUCGAGGCCAUGUACAUGGACGAGUUCGUCUUCCUCAGCUGCCCCCGGGCCGUGGUGGCCGGGACGGGCCUCGCCACCGUCGACUGCCUCGGGAACUCCACCUCCGCGGUCGUGGCCACCACUUCGGGGACCCUCUCCGGGUCGAUGAGCAUGUGCACGCCUAUGUUCACGCUCCCGAUCCCCGUGUCGUGGGACGACGGCGGCGGAGGAAGUGGAAGUGGUGAUUGGCUGUCGUCGGAUGUUAAGGACCUAAAUCCGUAACGUCGAUUUCCACACAAGAUCAAGAAACGAGAUGUCGUCGUUGUCGAGCGCCCAACGUUGGGUCGU